Messenger RNA from Pseudocercospora fijiensis CIRAD86, 1386 nucleotides. RefSeq names its product glycoside hydrolase family 67 protein. Gene Ontology annotation, cellular component: extracellular region. The annotation marks the transcript as partial. Gene Ontology annotation, biological process: xylan catabolic process. The record is from RefSeq and is a predicted model, not a curated record. Gene Ontology annotation, molecular function: alpha-glucuronidase activity. Lineage: Eukaryota; Fungi; Ascomycota; Dothideomycetes; Mycosphaerellales; Mycosphaerellaceae. The transcript is spliced from 2 exons.
CUCUCUCUGCUUGCCUUGGUCGCCGCAGAGGAUGGCCUACAGGCUUGGCUCCGAUAUGCUCCACUGCCUCAUGAAUACCAUCACAACAGCUUACCAUCUAGCAUCCUUGUUCUCAAUAGAACUCAGGGCAGCCCUGUGUAUACCGCUGGACAGGAACUGCAACGAGGACUACUACAGAUAUUCGGCAAAAAGGUCGCCACCAAUGCAGCAGCGAUUGAACUCGGAUCCGGCAUUGUUGUUGGCACGGUCGAUCAAUAUAUGAACACAUUUCACGGACAAGACCCCCAUUUCAAUCUUAUUGAAGAUGGCUUCUCACUCAGCGUUCAGGACCACCAUGUUCGCAUUCUUGGACGGAAUGAGCGAGGAGCGUUAUACGGCGCAUUCGAAUACUUGUCAAUGCUUGCGCAAGGCAACUUUUCGAAUGUCGAGUACAUCACGAACCCGGCAGCCCCAAUACGAUGGACGAACGAAUGGGACAACCUGGACUCCUCAAUCGAGCGUGGUUUCGCGGGAAAGUCCAUUUUCUUUGAAAACGGCCAUGUUAGAUCAGAUCUCACACGAGCAGCAGAAUACGCACGGCUUCUAGCCUCCAUCCGUGUCAAUGCUGUGGUGGUCAACAAUGUCAAUGCAAAUUACACAACCUUGAAACCAGACAACAUCGAAGGCCUUGGACGGAUUGCUGAUGUGUUCAGACCCUAUGGCAUCCAACUUGGCUUGUCUCUUUACUUUGCAUCACCCGCAAAUCUGACUGUCACCGAUACGUACGACCCGCUGGAUGAAAAAGUCAUUGCCUUUUGGCACAACGUGACAGAUCAGAUAUACCACCGUAUUCCAGACAUGGCUGGCUAUCUGGUCAAGGCGAAUUCAGAAGGACAACCGGGUCCACUGCAUUACAACCGAACUCUUGCCGAGGGCGCAAAUAUGUUCGCUCGAGCUCUGAAACCCCACGGAGGAGUACUCAUGUUCAGAGCUUUCGUCUAUAACCAAUUGAACGAAUCGGACUGGAAGGCGGAUCGAGCCAAAGCGGCCGUUGACUUCUUCAAACCUCUCGAUGGCGACUUCGAUGACAACGUUGUUGUUCAGAUCAAGUUCGGUCCUAUUGACUUCCAAGUCAGAGAACCAGUGUCACCUCUUUUCGCCAACCUACUCAAAACCAGCACCGCCAUCGAGCUGCAGGUAGCACAAGAAUACCUUGGUCAGCAGUGUCAUUUGGUUUACCUGCCGCCCUUGUGGAAGACAAUCACCGACUUUGACUUGCGACUCAACAAUGAUACAUCGCUUACGAAGGAUGUCUUCACCGGCAAGUACCUAGGAAGACAUCUAGGCGGUUCCGCGGCUGUGGUCAAUGUUGGGAUGAACUCAACUUGGCUCGGGAGUCAUCUCUAG